AUGAGAAACAUGUACCUUCGUCCCGCCGUCAGUGCGGACAUCCGCGGUGUGAAAGCCAUUUUGAACUGGCAUAGUACCCAGGGCAUUCGGCCCUCAAAACUGGCAGAAAUCAAUGACGACGACAUGCACCAGCGUGAACAAAGAGUCUGCAGAAAGGAACCCUCGGCCGAAAUACCUCUUACUCAUUGGUACUGCUCCGCUGUGGCAAGGGGCUCUGGUGGAGGUAUUUACAUCGAUACGCUGGCGGUCUGUCUACGUGCCGACACUAUUCAUCUACUCAACCGAGUUGGCAAUGAAUUGGAGCACUCUGGCCAUCUUCGCUUAGUGUACGAUGCUGGCCCAGUUGGUUGCCAGGCCGUCAGAGGCGAAGACGAGGCGGACCCUGUUGUGCCAGCCGCACUCCGCGAUGACCACCUUGGAGGCUGCGCCGAGGCGCUCCUCGAUCGAGUUGCCUUCGACGGUGAGCUGGGUGGAGGAUUAGUCGUAGCCGAAGGUCUGCAGGUUGCCAAAGACUGCGCGGAGCAGGAGAUUACCGUCUCGGGUGAGGGCAUCGGCCCAGGACCGUUCGCUAUACCACACAACGUCUACGCCUCCGUUCUGGACGGCUCCGAGGGGUUUGGCGGUGCUGGGCGAGGAGGGUGA
Molecule: messenger RNA, 642 nt
Organism: Fonsecaea erecta
Lineage: Eukaryota; Fungi; Ascomycota; Eurotiomycetes; Chaetothyriales; Herpotrichiellaceae
Exons: 2
Coding region: 1-642 (213 amino acids)
Source: RefSeq, a predicted model, not a curated record